Messenger RNA from Lathyrus sativus (Indian pea), 540 nucleotides. The record is from the annotation of a GenBank genome assembly. NCBI's taxonomy places the organism in Eukaryota, Viridiplantae, Streptophyta, Magnoliopsida, Fabales, Fabaceae.
AUGAAGACCCUCAAAGUAACAUGGUACAGGAUGUUGAUCCCAGCAGUGCAGUGUUUUUGCACACAAACUGGCAGAUACAGGGUUACUUGCAAGAACAAGCUGAUAUCACUGAAAAAAUAUGCAGGGAAUGAAGGAUUUGAUUUUGUUCCUCCGGCUGGUGGUAAUAGCUUUGGAAGAUAUGAAAUUGCUUUAUUAUGUUUGGGGAUGAUGCAUUUCCACUUUGGGCAUCCAAAGCUGGCUUUAGAGGUUUUGACUGAAGCAGUUCGUGUAUCUCAGCAACACAGUAGUGAUAGUUGUCUUGCAUAUACUUUAGCAGCUAUCUCAAAUUUGCUAUUUGAAAAUGGCAUAUCAAGUAUUGCUGGGAUACUAGGGUCAUCAUAUUCACCAUUUACUAGUAUGGGUAUUUCUCUCUCUGUUCAGCAACAAUUGUUUGUUCUUUUGAGAGGUUCUUUGAAGAGAGCAGAAAGUUUAAAGUUAAAACGGUUGUUGGCUUCAAAUCAUUUGGCAAUGGCGAAGUUUGAUUUAACGGUUUUGAAGUAA